AUGGUGACUAAUCCAGUAAUCCCCAAGCCCCCACCGGCGCUCCGGAUACCAGAUUCCGCAUAUACAGUAGACGUUAGGGUUAUAGAUACCGGGACCCUCCUCCAUCUUAAUCCAUCCCUUUUUUGGCAACCUCCAAUUGACGGCUUUACUGGGCUUCACGCUCCGAUAUACUGUUUCUUGGUUUCGCAUGGCAACCAACACGUAAUAUUUGAUCUAGGCGUUCGGACAGACUGGGGAAACUAUGCACCCAAGAUAGUUUCCAUUAUCAAGGCUACGACGACUGUCACUCUGGGCUCGGAUGUACCCUCCAUAUUAGAUGAAGAUACUAGCGGUCUCGACAUCCGCAGCGCCGACAUUGGUGCUGUUAUCUGGUCUCACAAUCAUUUUGAUCAUGUCGGGGAUGUGUCCCGGUUCCCACCUACCACUGACCUAGUCGUCGGACCCGGUGUUCAAAACGCUUCAUGGCCCGGUUGGCCGUCGAAUCCUGAUGGGGCCGUACUAGACAGCGACGCAGAGGGCCGCGUAGUUCGCGAGAUCUCUUUCGAGGCAGGGCUCAAGAUUGGUCGUUUCGAUGCCGUGGACUUCUUUGGCGAUGGGUCAUUCUAUCUCUUAGACGCACCAGGACAUGCAGUCGGUCAUCUGUGUGCACUCGCGCGAACAACAGCCGUCGAGCCGACAUUCGUAUUCAUGGGCGCGGAUGCCUGUCACCAUCCAGGCCUUCUUCGACCCAGUAAUUACCUACCAUUACCUACCGGAAACGCCUUGAACGGAGUAUUGACGGGUCCAUCACAAUGUCCGGGAGAACUUCUUCAACAAUUGACGCGCUCCGAUGAGCCAUUCUUCACGGUAGCGCCCCGGAUGUUUCCCGACCACGACGCAGCCACAGAUACAGUCCGGAAAAUCCAGGAACUUGACGCAGCUGACAAUUGUCUUGUCCUAAUUGCUCAUGACCUUUCUUUACGGGAUAGGAUCCCGUUGUUCCCAAAGACCAUCAAUGAUUGGAAAGAGAGUCAGGUGAAGACGGAAACGCGCUGGCUUUUCUGCAACGAUUUCAUGCCCGCCCUGCACCAUCAUGAAAAUAAACGAGGUGCCGAAGAGGGAUCAGUACCUGGUAUCCCUUCUAGAAUUUAG
Messenger RNA from Annulohypoxylon maeteangense, 1131 nucleotides. Its product is annotated as beta-lactamase-like protein. NCBI's taxonomy places the organism in Eukaryota, Fungi, Ascomycota, Sordariomycetes, Xylariales, Hypoxylaceae. The coding region runs from base 1 to 1131 and encodes 376 amino acids. The transcript is spliced from 3 exons. The record is from RefSeq and is a predicted model, not a curated record.